AUGGGACUGGGCAAGAAGCAAGCAAGAAACCAUAAGGCCUUCGUUUGGAACUCUGCCGACGCCAUGAUUAAGGCUGGGGACCUCACCCUGAUCUGUGACGCACAGGUAGAAAUCUGGAAGAACUGAGGGAGGGAGAAUAGUAGGGCCGCUUGAUCAAACUCAAUCCAAAAACGAUAUCACUUAAUCUUCAUGAAACGGAAGUCUGUUCUUGAUUAUUUCCAUUAUCUAGUGUCUCGUGUUUGUUUUGUUCGUUCUCAUUUCGGUGUUUGUACCUCGCGGUCAUCUUUUGGCCAUCGUAGGUUGUGGACAUAAUUAGUCCAAUCGUAGACAGGUUUCAAUAAUGAAGCUGAGGCUUUACGGUUGUGCAGGUGCGGAACGUCCAUGGGCCGGGAACGGGUGAGCCAAGGCCGGGCCUCGACCUGGUUCUGGAGAAAAGCCUGAAACCUACGCUCCCGCCAGUUGGCUACGAAGCCUAGGCCAGAUAAGCUCGCCUGUGGGUGUAAAGAAGAUAUAUAUAUAUAAUAUCGAGAGAGAGAGGAGAGAGAGGACGAUGGGAUAUACCUGA
Spirodela intermedia is the source of this 565-nucleotide messenger RNA. The record is from the annotation of a GenBank genome assembly. Lineage: Eukaryota; Viridiplantae; Streptophyta; Magnoliopsida; Alismatales; Araceae.